Mauremys reevesii (Reeves's turtle) is the source of this 2655-nucleotide messenger RNA. It is a transcript of the gene BAIAP2L2, whose product is annotated as BAR/IMD domain containing adaptor protein 2 like 2. The record is from RefSeq and is a predicted model, not a curated record. Lineage: Eukaryota; Metazoa; Chordata; Testudines; Geoemydidae. Gene Ontology annotation, molecular function: protein binding. Gene Ontology annotation, cellular component: cytosol; nucleoplasm. Gene Ontology annotation, biological process: positive regulation of actin filament polymerization; actin filament bundle assembly; actin crosslink formation. The transcript is spliced from 14 exons. Bases 536 to 2023 code for a protein of 495 amino acids.
CUCACACGCUACCCUUUGUGGAUAAUGACCAUGAAAGCGGUGUUUUGGGUGUAGUGAGUUUGUAAGGUCUGAGACAGGAGGUGGUUGUAAAGAACAGUGAACUCUUUCCUCAUUGGCGCCAAUUGGCAUCUGCGUCACUGUGAUGAGGCACGGUGAAGAUGGCUGGACCAGCACAUGAUAGUACGGGGGUGGGGGGGUGAGCUGUAUACCGAAACCUGCAAUAAAUAAAUAAAGGAGAAGGUCACAUGACCCUCAUGGCUGUCACAGGGUUCCUCUCUCCUUGGUGUCUGGUUACGUUCAAGGAUCAAGUUCUAGCAUACUGACUGGUGAAUUAUUAAACCUCCUUGUGGCGUUCUCAUCCCUUCACACUGGACAUGUUUCUUCCUGGUGUCCUGCUGUGCCAGGUAGAGAGUGUCUCAACCCAUCUAGGUCCUCGCAAUUGGAUUCUCAGGAGAGUUUUGAGGACAACUCGUCCUCUCCCUGCCAACUUCUCGAUCUCUGGGAACCCCUCACCUCCCUGCAAAAGGCUGGUGAGAUGGAGCAGUCCUACAGAUCCACAAUCUCCAUCUAUAAGAGCAUCUUGGAGCAGUUUAACCCUGCCCUGGAGAACCUGGUCUACCUGGGCAAUAACUACGUACGCGCUUUCCAUGCACUGUCUGAGGCAGCUGAAGUCUAUUUUAAGGCAAUACAGAAGAUUGGGGAGCAAGCACUGCAGAGCUCCACCUCACAAAUGCUGGGUCAAAUUUUGAUGCAGAUGUCUGACACGCACAGGCAUAUGAACUCUGACCUGGAAGUAGUGGCUCAGACAUUCCACGGAGACCUGCUGCAGCACAUGGAGAAAAACACCAAGCUGGACAUGCAGUUCAUCAGCGACAGCCAUCAGCGCUACGAACUGGAGUACCGGCACAGGGCUGCCAACCUGGAGAAGUGCAUGUCGGAGCUGUGGAGGAUGGAGAGGACUCGAGACAAAAACGUCUGGGAAAUGAAGGAGAAGGUGAGGCGCUUGCACACGGAGAUGCAGGCAUUUGUCUCUGAGAGCCAGAGGGCUGCUGAGCUGGAGGAGAAGCGCCGCUACCGCUUCCUGGCUGAAAAGCACCAGCUGCUCUCCAGCACUUUCCUUCAGGUCUAUAGCAGGGCCUGGGGCAUCAUCCAGAGCAAGGUGCCAAAGUGGAAGGAGCAAUUGGAGGCCAUCCGCAAUCCAAGCAGCAGACACUCCCCAAGCCUGCUCAAUGCCUCCCAUGGCCAGGGGUAUCCGUCAGGCCGCCUGACCCCCAGCCACCUUGACAUGCCUCAGAGGCCUCUGGGAGAUUUUGGCUCAGCCAUGACUGGACGUAAUUCAAGCCACUUCCCCCAGGAGCCUGCAGAACUUCUUAGACCCUCUCCUCAGCCAGAGCCAACCAGGAGAGGCUUGCCGAAGACUUCAUCUGCUGGCUCGCCCUCCGCCGGCCAGCUCUCACGCUCCAGCUCCUUCGGGGAGCGGGCAGGAGGAGACGUGGGAGGAGGCAGCAGCGUGUUGAGAGUCCAGGCAAUCGUGCCCCACUCUGCUGGCACCAACCGCACCUUGCUAGGGUUCAACUUUGGGGACAUCAUCACGGUGCUGAUCCCAGAGGCGCAGAACGGCUGGCUGUACGGCAAGCUAGAGGGAUCAUCCACGAGUGGCUGGUUCCCCGAAGCUUUCAUAAAGCCCCUGGGGGGAGCAAGAGACCCGAAGGAACCACCCACCAGGUCCUUCCCGCUGCGUAGCAGUCACAGCAUGGAUGGCCUGGAUUGCCCCAGUGUCCCAUCAGCAGGAAAUUACCGACACAACGCUGCCUCGCUCCCUUCACCAAGCCCUUCUCCAGCCUCACUUGGUGCUGGCAGCCGCCGGAGCAGCUUGGCUAGCACUGCCGCUCCUUCAGAUUCCAAGAAGUCAGCUGUGCAGGAGCAGCCCCCAGAACUCUUCCCCCGCGGCACCAACCCGUUUGCCACGGUAAAGCUGCGCCCCACCGUCACCAACGACCGGUCAGCACCCAUCAUCCGGUGAAAGGGGGCCGUGGAGAGCAGCGGAUUCUGCGGGGGUUGACAGCAGCAGAGGUGGUAGAAACGCACAGUCCCUUCCCAUUCCUGGGCCACUGUGACCUCGGUUGGCACUAACCUAGUGCAGUUUCUCAGGGCGCGCCUCAGUCUUACUCCCUGUGUCUGGCACACUCCAGCAGUAAAUAGAUUCCCUGGUUUUCUUUGGCGUGUGUGAUGCUGGUCACGCUGAGCGGAAGGCGUCUCCAGGAUACUGGUGCUGGUAGCAUGGGCAGGGGGUUGCUUAUGCCUAAGCACUGGGAGCUGGAGGAAGGCACGUCCCUCAUUGGUCUGUGCACCUGCGCCGCAUGGGGUGAUAUUGGCAGGGGAAAAGGAGAACCCUACCCAGCCCCUACUCUCUGUUGUAAAGUACUGAGGGUUAUUUGGCCACUGAGCAGAUUCCUGACCUACGUUUGGGGUUAAGUCCCUGCAUGAUGGGUCAGCAGGUAACUGCACAGCAGGGGUCUUCUCCUUUCAGCUCCUCGCCCCAGAGCCUUUGGCAACUGGCCACUGAGUUUCAAAGCGCUUUGUGGGGAGGAUGCCUGCCCGUUCGCAGUGCCCUCUCCUCCACCCCCUUGUUUGGUAGCCCCAGGGUUGGAUUAA